AUGCAAGCAAAGUCGUCUACAUUGAGACGUGGUUUAGGCAACUCUAGAAGAAAUGUGCGAACAUUAAAUCCAGCUUUUGUUUAUGACUACACACUGCGUUGCGCUAUUCACGCCUGUCUCGAGGAGAACAGCAAGCAAAAGCUACAGCCCACAAGCAAAGAGCAAAAGAGCAACAACAGACACUCUGUGCAUUUGAGCGGUGUAAGUGAUGUCUUUGGUAACAUUGCAGACAAGUUUGGCAGCGAGGAACCCAACAAAGACAAGCUCACCAAGCCAGUGGUCGUUGGUUUGUUGCGUCGCUUGGACGAUAUCAAGGACGGGAAGGAUGUCAGCAAACCAGAGUACCUGGAUCGCCGCUUCAUCUCCAUUGUGAGACAAGUAAGGGAUGUCGUAAAGCAGCAUCGUUUCCGUCCUCAAGGCUCUAUCAACGACUUGGUGAUUACCUUUCUUCGAACCAGCGAAACUGAACUUAAAAAGUCUGAUCCUAAUCCAGCCGUAUGGUUUAAAGACCUGGAUCGAUAUGUGGUGCUGUUCACAGAGGUGCUGCUGCUCACGCUGAAAGAGGAUGCUCCCAACUCGGCUUCUCAGGAACUGAUUGACACGUUGCGCAAAUCCAUCUUGCCUCCCAAAUCAAAGCAGCAACAGCAGCAAGAACAAAGAAAUAGCAAUCCAGUAACCAACAAUGCUGACAUUCUCGACAUUAUUGAAAACUUCCCUAUGGUGAAAACAGUCCAAAACCUGUUUCAAAUCGAGGAUUCUAUCCAUAGGCAAAAGAUUCGUGAUCUGAAGGCUGUUUGUACGGAAUCUAAUUUCUUUUUAGACCUCAAGCAGUGUAUCAAUGCUGUCAACACAAACCAGCCGUUUCCUGGCAGAAGAGAGGAUUUUGCUAGUCAGCAGGCAUAUGAUACAUGGGUAACCAGAGAAAAAAAGUAUCUGCAAGGUUUAAUGACCAUCAUGGUAACAAGCCCAACCUUCUCGCUCAACAUCAGCAACGAGCAAGACGUUGGUUCUGCAAAUCUGUUAUCGGGAGGCGGCGGUGGAAGCGCUGGAUCUGGCCCCAACAAUGUUGGCAGACGACCUAGCGAUGCCAAGAGAAGCUCUGUCUAUGGCAAUCUCUCUUCUACGGAUGAUAGCCCUUACACAUAUAUCCCCAACGAUCCACGAUCUUACUUUCGUCUAUUGAUGAACAUGUGCAUGGAUCUAGAUACAAACAUUGCUCCAGAUACAGAGCGCGCCAAGUCAAGUGUCUUGUCGCAAGCCUCAGAGGAUCUUUUGAGAGAGUGUUGGAAGACAUGGCGCUUAUCCCCGCCAUUCAGAGCCGUACUCUACCUCGAGCUGAUCAAGAAUCGUUUGGAUACAGAUGAAUCUCAAGGCGAAGUGGACAUUGAUGAAGCAAGCGAUGCCAUGCGUGCUCUUGACAAGUGUUUGAAGGAAAAUGAGAUUCGAAAUUGGACUAUCAACGAUCGUGAAAACUUGAUCCGAGUCUUUGAAGGACUCAACGAAACCUGUCUCCAUUCUCUUGCAGAUUCAUUGAGUCAAUACUGGAGAGUCAACCCCAACUAUGUCAAAGAUCAAAUCGCUCUACUCGACAGCAUCUACGAAAAUCCUGCGUAUCUGGAAGACCAUCCUGAUCCGAUCCGUCAAUUCAGUUUAUUGGAAGAAACCAUUGCAGGCGCAGCUGUGUCUCGUUGGCGAGUGCUGGAGAAAUCCGUGUUGAACCCUAAAAAUGAUGAUAUGACCAAUUUGAUGAAUAUGGCUGAUAAGCUGAUCAAGGAGCUCGUUAGUGUUGCCAAAAAGUUUAAGAAGCCGCUCAAAAACACACUGCAUUUACCUGGUAUAGUCAUGGCCAGACAAAUGCCUUUUUUUGUCCUGGAAAUGGAAAACUGGGCAUUCCUCCCUGAAGCAAGGAAUGCACCUAUUGAUCUCACAUUUCAGUUGUAUGACAAGGUGCUCACGUUGAAGAGAUUAUACGAUCAGUACGGUCCUCGACAGAAAUCUGCCUUGUUUAAAGUGGAAUCGUGGUUCUUGUUGCAUGUGCGUCGCUGGCUAAAGACGACGGCGGGUGAAACGCCUGAAUGGGUCAGAAAUGCCAUUAAACAAGACGAGUUCAAAUCCAUCAAUGAAACCACGCUGCAUUCAUCCUCAAUUGUUGACUUGUUCACCAUGUUCCAUCAAGCGGUUGAUUUUGUGCAAAAGUUGGAGUGGCCAAACAAUCUACAAGAAUGUCGAUUCAACACAGCCCUUUCCAAAGUGAUUGGCGUUGCACUUGAACAAUAUACCAUGGAGUUGGAAGAGAUGAUCACAAUGGACAUCUAUCCUCGCGCCUACAGAGAAGACGAUACCAACGCCAGUGCCACCUUUUUUGAUAGAGCUCGUUAUCAGCUCAUUGGUAAUCGCCAACAUGGCAAAGGCAAUGAAGAGCCUUAUGACUUUAUGGCACAAACGUGUGUCAAGAUAAACAAUAUCGAGGGUGCUCGUGCCAAACUGGAUAGAUUAUAUCAAAAUAUGGAUGUGGAUGAGAUUGCUCAGGAAAUGAGAGAGUACGAAUCCCAACUACCUAUUACAGAAAAGAAGGAAGAGCAGCCUACAAACUACCUCUACUCUAUCAAGGUUGUACGCGCAGAAAACUUACCCCCUGCUGAUAACAAUGGAUUAAGUGAUCCUUAUAUUGUGCUUGAAAUCGACUCGAAGCCUAUUGCAAGAACAAGAACCGUGUAUGAGACCUUGAAUCCUCGCUGGGACCAAGUGUUUGAUAUCUGGCUCACAGACGAGACCAUGGAUGUGUUGGCUCUGGUCUAUGAUGAGGAUGUGAUCGGUGCUGACGAAGAAUGUGGUGGUGUCUGGUUUAAAUUAGGCCCCUCUUAUUAUGGCGAUUUCCAAACGCAUGAAUUGGUCUUGAACUUCAAUCCUCAGGGAAAACUUGUUUUGCGUAUCAGUAUGGAAGGUGAAAAGGACGAUAUUCAGUUCUGGUUCGGUAAAGCUUUCCGUGUAUUGAAGAGAGCAGAGAAUGAUGCUGCGGGCCUCAUUGUAGAUAAGAUGGGAAGCUAUUUCCGUCAAGUUUUGAAUCGCAAGUCUUUGGAUAAAUUACUGGGGCGUGAUCGCAGUUUCUUUUCGUCAUUCUCUAGAAGCAGUAAACACGUUGAUCCCACACUACAGGAUUGUGAAAACUCUCUUGCGCCCUUGUUGGAUUAUUUGGAAAAGAACCUCAAGAUUUUGAACGAUAACUUGUCGGAAACCAACAUGCAACUUGUUGUAUUGAGAAUUUGGAGAGAGAUUCUUAUUUCAUUGGAAAGCGUCUUGUUACCACCACUUUCAGAGCAACUGUCGGAAUGGAAACCUUUGGAUGACUAUGAGUUCCAUGUUGUUUAUAAAUGGCUAGAGCUUCUCAAAGUAUUGUUCAAUGGUGGUGAAGAUGGCGAUGCUGUUCCACUGGAUAAACUAGAGAACUCUCAAUACUACGCUCUUUUAGCCAUCAACGCAGCCUACAAUUUGGAAACCGAGAAAUUGAUCGAGGGGUACAACACCACUGUUAAGAAUCAACUCGAGUUGAAGCUACGUGGAGGAAGAAAAGUAGACAGAAGUAAAUCAGUAUACCAUUCUAAAAACACUGUUAGAAAGAGAAAAUCAAGCGCUCGUAAAUCUGCUUCUAUCGAGCUUCCCAAUAGCGACACUAUUCUUCGUAUUCUUCGUAUGAGAUCUGGCAGACAAGUGCGUGAUUUCCUACACAAUGAAUUCGAAAAGCGUAAUAAUCCUACAGCAUACAUCAACAAUGCUACAGCAGCAGCAGGCACAGGUACAGCAGUGGAUUCAGAAGGACAUGAAAUUCCUGCAGUUCCUACUAUUCCAACCAAUGAUUUGACGCCUAUUACUGAGCAUGAUACUAUGCCGCUGCGAUAA
This is a messenger RNA of Mucor velutinosus, 3897 nucleotides long. It is a transcript of the gene SNF1, whose product is annotated as Protein kinase. NCBI's taxonomy places the organism in Eukaryota, Fungi, Mucoromycota, Mucoromycetes, Mucorales, Mucoraceae. The record is from RefSeq and is a predicted model, not a curated record. The transcript is spliced from 10 exons. Bases 1 to 3897 code for a protein of 1298 amino acids.